CUACUUCACCCUAGCUUCUCGCGAGUGAUAUCCAUGUGUGUUAACAUGACGGCGUGCGGGAGUGAGGGCGAGGGCGAGGCGGGCCUCACCGGAAACUUCUCGUGUCCCGUGUGCGAGGAGGUGCUCCCGGCCCAGCACGAAUUCACACAGCACAUCCGCAAGCACAACCACGUCAUCGAGACCGACAACGGCACCAAAGUGUACUGCUGCGGCAUCUGCAAGAAGCAGCUGAGCAGCAACAGCUCGCUGGACAGGCACAUGCUGGUACACUCCGGCGAGCGGCCGUUCCGCUUGCCACAUCUGCGGCACGCACUUCACCACCAAUGGGAACAUGCACCGCCACAUCCGGGGGCACUACCGCAACGCGGUGGCGGCGGCGGUGGCGGCGCGCGGCUCGGACACGGGCGACACGAAGUGGAGGAGGAGGAGCUGACGUGCCCCGCCUGCGGAGUGGAGCAGCCUAGUCAACACGCCCUCGAGCAGCAUGUGGAGAACAUCCACCCAGAGUACCAGGUGGCGUGCACCACCUGCCAGUGGGCUUCAAAAAACUACCGGGCGCUGCACCUCCACAACUCCAUGGUCCACCACACGUCCACAGCGUCGCCACCCCAGGUGGACCUCACCCUGACGGACUUCUCGAGCCCCAAGUUCCCGCUGAUCGCCAAGGAGAUCUGCGAGCGGACCGCGUGCACCAGCAGCCCGGGGAGGGGGUGGGGUGCACAGGUGCCAGUUGUGCCAUAUCACAUUCCCCUGCGCCGAGUCGUGGCUCAUGCACAUGCGCGAGCACGCCGCCGCCUCCACGGGGUCCGCCUCCUCCCUCAGGUGCCUCCGGUGCGACCUCAGCUUCUCCAACGUGGUCGAGCUGUCGCACCACCACCAGCGCCACCUGUGCGAGGAGCCGCAGCCGGGCAAGGAGGGCUUCCUCAGGGUGCUGGACCUCCUCAAGCAGCAGGAGGCCGAGUCCGCCUCCGCCACCUCCAUGGCAGCCUCCAUCUUCGCCAGCGGACUGGGGCCGCACCUGAGCAUGCAGCCCCCAGGCCAGCACUCGCCCGCGCCGGCAGACUCCGCGAAGGCGUCCCCGAGCACCCGUCCGCCGGCCGCAUCGCCGCCACAACCACGACCACCGCCAGCAGCGUGGCGCCUCUGCUGUCCACGGCGCCGGGGCUCUCGCACGACGAGCAGUUCGCGCGAGGCUACCGCGAGAUGAAGCUGAACGGCCAGUACCCGUGCAAGCUGUGCAAGGAGGUGUUCGCCAAUGCGCAAGCUGAAGUCCACAACCUGGUCCACAUGGUGGCUCCCCCGUACCGGUGCAACCUGUGCUCCUUCUUCAGCAACGACAAGAACACUCUGAAAGAACACAUGAAGAGCCACAAGGGCGACACGCCCUACGAGUGCAACCUGUGCAACCUUGCGUUCACAACCAAGGCCAACUGCGAGCGCCACAUCAAGAACAUCCACGGGCGCCAGUCGCACGAGGUCAAGGGCUGCAUGACGUACGUGCCGCAGGAGGAGGGCGCCAGCACCGACCGCUCCCUGGACACCGUGUGCCACAUCUGCCACAUCGACUGCAAGGCGCGGUCCGUGCUGCGCGACCACAUCCGCUCCUCGCACCCCGAGGGCAUGACCAAGCCCUUCUCGUGCAAGCUGUGCGGCGGCGCCUUCUCCUCCGAGAACGACGUCAUGCGCCACGUGAUCCAGCAGCACUCGGAGGCCGCCACGGGGCCCACCCUCGACAGCCUCGUUGUGAGCCAGGCCGCCCGCGACGACCACCAGGACCACCACGACCUCACGCCCGUCGAGUCGCUCCUCAGCUUCUCCAAGUUGCCUCUCACCGCGAUGCCCCUCACUACCUCCCACCAGCCGCCGCCGCCGGCGCUCCCUCUGCCCUUCUCGCACAACGCAGGAAUUCCCACGCCCUUGGUUCCUGGUCGCACGCUCACGCCGUCCGUCACGCCCACACUCACGCCGUGCCCAGCCAUGAACUCCAAGAGAGAGCAUGAGGAUGACAGGAAGGAGGAGGACGACGACGACGACGAGGAGAUCGAGGUGAAUGACGUGAAGUGCGAGCAGGUCGAGCCCGAGGACCUGUCUAAGCCACGCAAGGAGGAGUGCAAGGAGCCCGACGAGGCCAAGAGCCCCGAACCAACCCCUCACCAGUAUUCCUUCCUCAUGAACCCUUACAACGGCCUGCACCAUCCCGUGCGCAAUUUGGACCCCGCCUUCUUUGAGGAGUACCAGAAAGAGCUGAAGCGCGGCCUACAGCUGACGUCCGGCGGCGGGCUUCUAAGCGGAGGCUUCCUGCAGAGUUCCCCUUCGUUUUCGCUGUCGGCGCUGGCGAUGGUCGCCGCCCACCGCAACCCCUCCGCAUCCCCCGACCCGACAUCCGUUCCAGUGAAACCAGUCCACGCCCAUUUCCAAGCCUGGCGACGAGGAUGUGAUGCAUUUCACGAUUCGCAACUCCGUCCUCAUGAAAAAGCCCAAACAGCGCGGUACAGGACCGAGCGGCCGUGGAGAUGCGACCUGUGCGACAAGGGCUUCACUCUCCGCUCCAACAUGGAGCGACACAUGAAGCAGCAGCACCCCGACGUCUGGCAACACCGGCCAAGAGGAGUCAACACGCCCAGAGACAGUGAGAGAGCAGCUCAUCAUCAGAUCGAAAAGGACGCAGCUGAAGACAGAGGCGAGGAGGCGGAGCAGAGAGAAGAGGAAGAGAGGGAGCUAGUCAUUGAUGAUGGUCAUGAAGGCGAGGAGGAGGAGGAGGAGGAAGAAGAAGAGGAAGAUGAGGAGGAGGACGACGAGGACGAGGAAGAAGAGGAAGGCCAGGAGAGUAGUGGAGAGAAAAGUCGGGAAGACAGCAGUGCUGACCUCGCUAGCGUCACACGUUGCCUCUCAACUGCCUCCAGUCAGAGCUUCCCUUUUUUUGGCAGUGAGGGGGAGGAGGAAGUCCCUGGUGAAGAUGACUCCACUUCCUCCAACACAAUGUCGGAAGAAGCCAAGCGCAGUGCCUAUUCUUCGGCGCCACAAAAACAAAAAUGCCCUUUCUGCCAGAGAAAGUUCCCAUGGUCCAGUUCCCUUGUGCGACACAUCCGCACUCACACAGGACAAAAGCCAUACCUGUGCCCAGUGUGCCACUUUCCCUUCACCACCAAGUCCAACUGCGACCGCCACCUCCUGAGAAAGCAUCCCGACUCCCCACACACCCUCGGCGGCGACCGCCCUUACCGCUGCUCUAAGUGUCCGGGUGCAGCUUUCACCAGCCUCGAGAGCCUCCGCAAGCACGAAGUGUUCAAACACGAGAAGGCAAGCGACACGGCCAUCUCGAGGGACGACGCUAGACCGUUCCGCUGCCACGUGUGCGAAGUACCGCUUGCAAGUCGCGAGGUGGCAGUACAGCACGUCAAAGAAGCCCAUCCAGAAAACUUUCAGAAAAUUACUAGUAUAGAACCGGUCACAGCUGAGAACAACAACGACCCCCUUUCUCCAACGCCAGAUUCAACUACCACAGAGAGGGUGAGCUGUAUGUUCUGCCUGAAUCGAUAUUGGAGUCUUGCUGAAUUAAAGCAGCACGUUACAACCCAGCAUACAAACUCUUCACCUGUUUUGUCUGCUGUUGAGCAGAAAGAGGGAAGUUUGUCCUCGCCAGCAAUAAAGACUGAAAUUAAAGAGGAGCGCAAAGAUGAAACCGAAGGGUCUGACUUCAUCUCCAACCUCCUUGGAACAAGACGAGCAGUUGUCGAUCAUUUGCUGACAUCUAAAUCGGCGGAUGAUGCAGCGAAGCUCCUGGGGGUGCGAUAAUGCAUGCAGAA
This is a messenger RNA of Penaeus vannamei (Pacific white shrimp), 3806 nucleotides long. The record is from RefSeq and is a predicted model, not a curated record. Lineage: Eukaryota; Metazoa; Arthropoda; Malacostraca; Decapoda; Penaeidae.